Myripristis murdjan (pinecone soldierfish) is the source of this 1680-nucleotide messenger RNA. Its product is annotated as retinol dehydrogenase 13-like. Lineage: Eukaryota; Metazoa; Chordata; Actinopteri; Holocentriformes; Holocentridae. The record is from RefSeq and is a predicted model, not a curated record. The transcript is spliced from 7 exons. Bases 221 to 1201 code for a protein of 326 amino acids.
CGGUACUUCCGGUGCGGAAGGCUGUUAUGUAGCCGCACUCUAUCAGUGUGAGGUGAGCUGACAAGAGCUGUAGUAUUUGUUAAAACUUGAACUUUGCUAGUCAUAAUUUUCUCACUUGACGAGAGGUAACGUGUUCAAAUAAAUAUAAAGAGUCAAGGUGACGCUGUAGUCGCCUUUCUAUGGAGACAUCUUCAUAAAAAAGGGCAAACAGCGAGCAAUAAUGCAGAGUCUCAUGGCGAUUAUCGGGCAAUAUCGCAAAACUAUUGCUGUGGCCACAAUAACAGGAGUGGGCCUCUUGGGUGUAAAGAAAUGGCUGGCAGGCGGGGUGUGUCGGAGCAGAGCUCGGCUGGAUGGAAAGACGGUCUUGAUUACUGGAGCCAACACUGGGAUUGGCAAAGAAACAGCUGUUGACCUGGCUAGCAGGGGUGCGAAGGUCAUUCUGGCCUGCAGAGACAUGGACCGGGCUAACAAAGCUGCAGAAGACAUCAGGCAGAGGAGCGGAAAUGAUAACGUGAUUGUCAAAAAGUUGGACCUGGCAUCUCUACAGUCAGUGCGACAACUAGCCAAAGACAUCGAAGGAAGUGAAGAGAGGCUGGAUGUUCUCAUCAAUAACGCAGGUGUUAUGAGCUGUCCAAAAUGGCAGACGGAAGAUGGCUUCGAAAUGCAGUUUGGUGUGAACCACUUGGGUCACUUCCUUCUGACAAAUUGUCUCUUGGAUCUUCUAAAGAAGUCAGCUCCAAGCCGGAUCGUCAAUGUGUCCAGUUUAGCUCAUGAAAGAGGUCAAAUCUAUUUUGAUGACAUACACCAGGACAAAGAUUACCGGCCUUGGAGAAGCUAUUCGCAAAGCAAGCUAGCUAAUGUCCUCUUUACAAGGCAACUGGCCAACCGCCUGCAAGGCACAGGAGUGACAACAUACAGCCUCCAUCCUGGAGUCAUCCGGACAGAGCUUGGCCGGCACUUCUGGCCCACAAUGCCCCUGUGGAAGAGAGUUGUAUACACACCUCUGAUGCUGUUCAUCAAGUCUCCAAAGGAAGGGGCACAGACAACUAUCUACUGUGCUGUGGAGGAAAGCCUGCAGAAUGAGACUGGACUCUACUACAGUGACUGCGCCCCUAAAACAGCUGCCCCCCAGGCCCUAGACGAUGAAGCUGCCAAGAAACUGUGGAAUCUGAGUGCCUCUAUGGUUGGCCUGGCAUCAUGACGAUGAUGAUGAUGAUCACAGUACCAAUAGACUGCCAAGAGGCCUCGGGAAAGAGAGACACCCUUUUUAAUGAGCAUCUGUGCAACAAGUAACUUUAUCAGCUGAGCUCUUGACUAGUGUGACAAAUGAACCCAACUAAUGGGCAAACCAGAAAUUCACAAGUGAUAACAUUUAUUUAGAACGUACAACAAACUACAUAGAAAAAUACUAUGCAUUAAAUUAGUUUUUUCUAAGCGAAAGAAUGCUUCACAGUUAAUUUACAUGGAAGUUGUGUGAUGUUACAUUUUGAUUGCCGUUAGUGUGAAAUGACAUUUUAAAAGACAAGUAUCGCCAAUGACUGUUGGGUAAAGGCUGUAAUGUCAUUUAAUGUUCCUGGAAUACAUGAUAUAGAAAAUUACAUGUGCUUUGAAAGUUGUUAACUGUUAAUAGCAUCCCUUUUUUCAUCUGGGCAAUAAAGUGCUGUUUGACAUAGCCCAUCA